CUCAAAUCUCUUUCCCAUGCCUCUAUCCCUCGAGUUCUGCUGAACUGAAACUCUCUCUCUCUCUCUCUCUCUCUCUCUCUCUCUCUCUCUCUCUGCGUGAAGAAGAUGAAGAAGAAGUUGUUGUCGUCGGCUCCAUGGAGGGACGAGGAGAAGGUGGAGCCCUUUGAAGACGCCAAGCUGAAGGCCACCAACCAGCCCGGGCAGACCCCCACCAUGUACGUUCCUCGCAAGCGGUCCAUCUCUUCCAAGAAAGGGCCGGAGGAGGACGUCCCGGAGAUUGACCCUGAGCUCCGCUAUUCCUUCCAGAGGAAUUUUCAGUUUCUGAGGAGAGUGUUCAGCAUUGACACUGUUGUGAAACCGCUUCCUCCUGCUAUGGCAUAUCAUGUCUCGCGUAAUUUAAGCUUCUUCACUCGCAUAUUCACACAGUUCUUUGAUCCUAAAGGCAUAGCUGAUGCGCAGAAGUCCCUUGGCUUAGGACAGGAAGAGAGAGUCCGGCGUGUUCGUUGAGUGUAUCUUCCUUCUGAUGACUGUCAAACAUUUUCGUGGAGUAAUGUUCUUUUUUCCUUUCUAUCGACAGUGGGAAGUAGACAGUUCUUGUUGUGAGCUGAAAGUAAAGAAUAUUAGUGUUAUCUUUUGAUUACGAGCGCCAGAUUGUUUUGAGUUAUAGAUAUUGGCACCUUGGUGUUGGCUAGCAUCCUUCAGAUCGAAGAUGUUUGUAUUCACCACCAAAUUCUCGCAUCGGUCAUCUUCGGGAUGUAAUAAUGUUGAAAACCUAUCUUAGAUAUAAUCUUGCUCCCGCUUCAUGCCUA
Nymphaea colorata (pocket water lily) is the source of this 809-nucleotide messenger RNA. RefSeq lists its product as uncharacterized. The record is from RefSeq and is a predicted model, not a curated record. Gene Ontology annotation, cellular component: chloroplast envelope. Bases 106 to 507 code for a protein of 133 amino acids. NCBI's taxonomy places the organism in Eukaryota, Viridiplantae, Streptophyta, Magnoliopsida, Nymphaeales, Nymphaeaceae. The transcript has 3 exons.